AUGAUAGAGACGGAGACGGCUGGGACUUGUCCUCCUCCGAGCCAAACUCCUGUCAGGACCUGGAUCUCCUCCAGCACCAGAGGAGCAGCCAGUGACACGGCGUCCCGGUUCAACGGAGACGGGGUUCGCUACAAAGCCAAGCUGAUCGGCGUGGACCCGGUCCCCGACGCCCAGGGGGACAAGAUGUGCUGGGACUCUAUGAUGAAGCUCAAGGGCUUGGAGGCAGCAGCUAGGAAACAGGGGAAACACAAGCAGAGAGUCUGGUUGAAGGUUUGGUCCGGCGGCCUGAGAAUGUUGGACGAGCGGAGCGGGGCAGUUCUUCAUGACCAUGACAGGAGCCGGAUCAGCUCCUGGACCAGAGACCAGUCCGACCCCAGAGCUCUGGCCUACGUCUACCAGCUGCAGGACGCCUACUGCCUCUUCUACAUCAAGACGGCAAACCUGGCGGAUCCGGUCCUGGUCGACAUCAGGGACGUUUGCCAGAUUGUGGACCAGGAGACGCCACAAGAACCUGCAGAGGCUCCGGCACCAACCAGUUCCUUACUGCUGGUAAAUGACAGUCCGGCCGCUUCAGUUGAGGGAGCAGCUUUGGAGGAUUUAUUCAGUCCACGGCAGGACUCUUCAUCAGGACAAUCAAACCAGGCCUCUUCCACUAAUGAGUUGAUGGAAGUUUUCUCCGUCCAGAUGGAGGCGCCGCUGACGCCCAAUCACAUCCAGAGCUCCAGCACCAGUCAGCCAGAGUCUCCUCAGCAGACGCUCUCCACCUCUCAGAUCCUCUCCAUGUUCUCCUCUCAGCCAGGAGGAGGUUCUCCGUACGCCUCCCCCCCGUACUCCCCCACCACCCUGCCCUGGGGCCAGCAGGGGCUUCUGGGUAACCAGUGGGCGGGUCAGGCCACGGCGCCAUGGCCCACAAUGCCCGGCGGCAUGGCAGCAUGGCCGCCAGCAGCAGGCAUGGCAGCGCCCCCUGCUGGAGGCCAGAUCCAGGCUCCGGGAGUGAUGAUGGGAGGAAACAUGGCCGCUCCACCCGCUGCCGUCGGCGCCGCCGCCCCUUUAAACUCCUUCUCCGCCCCCGCUGGAGGAGCAGGACUCCUGCAGGAGGCGUCCAGCAGCUUGGACCAGAACCUCCUCCUGUGAUGAACUGGUCAGACUGGGAAGGUUGUUACCACAUUAAAAAUAUCGGUAACACUUUACA
Molecule: messenger RNA, 1192 nt
Organism: Centropristis striata (black sea bass)
Lineage: Eukaryota; Metazoa; Chordata; Actinopteri; Perciformes; Serranidae
Product: disabled homolog 2-like
Exons: 9
Coding region: 1-1134 (377 amino acids)
Source: RefSeq, a predicted model, not a curated record